CCCCUAACGUUUAUUUCGAUUUACGUUCAUGCCACAGUUAUUGCUCUUCUCUGUAUAAAACCCCAAAGGGUUGUCAUGUCACUUGGACGAAAUGGGUUUCAUCCGGACGCUAUCCCAAAACCGUUACCUUAUUUCAGCUUCACUGUGCAAAGAAAUUCUACUAUCUUUUCUGCUUGUCAACUGUUGAAGUUAGAGGAUUUCUGGGUCUCUGGAGUUUUUUUUUUUCCUUGUUUUCUUUUCUCGAUAGAAGAAUUUGUUGUUUCUUAUGAGCGAUUUUGCCAUUUCCAAGGGGUUCUUAUGCUUAAUUCUGCAAAGAAACUAGCAAAACUCAAGUAUGUAAUGCCUUUCUUGAAUUUUAGUAAGCUGCUUGACAGUUUGUUUAGUUUAAUUUGUAGUGUGUUAUUAUUUUGAGAAGCCAAAAAGGAUGGGAUUUUGUACAUGUUAUUCUUAAUGAGCAAUUCAAUGGUGUUGUGCCAGAGUUUAGUCAUUAUUGAUCAAAACCCACUUAGGAAUUCUUUAUCUUCUCUUGCGUCACCCAAUUGUUUGCUCCAAUUGAGUAGAGCAAGGAGGGGAUUUUGUGAGAUAGUACCAAAUGCAAGGAAGAAUAACAAACGUAACUCAAAGAAAAGAAGUUGGUGGCAGAGGUUCUUUUUUGAUGAUGAUGGCAAUUGGCUUGGUUUAAAAGAUGAUGAUAUGCUGGAGGAUGAAUUGUUAGAAAGUUCAAGUGAUGAAGAGCUGUCGGAGGAGCAGAAGUUUGAGGCAUGGAAGAGGAGAGCUGAGGCCAUUGUGGAGUUGAGGGAAGCACAAGAAGACAUGUUGAAUGAGGAGAGUAGGAGGUGGGAGGAUUGGAUUGUGGACGAUAGUAAUAAUCAUAAUGUGAAUGGUUCUUGGUGGAGUCAAGAGUUGGAUGGCAAUGGUGCAGCAGAGGAUGUGCGGUCUGAUCCCAGUGACCUCGUUCCAGAGAAAGGGUUUGUUGAGUCAGUUAGAGAUUUGGUUCUUGGUAGGGAAGAAGAGGAUUUGCUCUAUGAAGACCGUGUCUUCAGAUAUGCCUCCUCAAAUUCGGCUAAAUUUCUGGCAGUAUUAAUAUUAAUUCCUUGGGCUCUGGACUUUGCUGUUCAUGAUUAUGUUCUCAUGCCCUUUCUUGACAGGUAUGUGAAGACUGUACCACUUGCAGCACAGAUGCUUGAUGUGAGAAGGAAUCAAAAGCUUGAAAUGGUUAAGGAACUAAACACAGAGCGAGCAAGAUUGCGGCUUGAAGUAGAGAUUGGCAAAUCUCCACCUCUUUCUGAUGAGGAGGUCUGGUGGGAGUUACGGCACAAAGCGUUGAUGCUACGGGAUGAGUGGAGGUUAGAAAACCGUAGAGCAUUUGCCAACAUAUGGUCAGAUAUGGUAUUUGGGAUCUCAUUGUUCAUUCUUUUGUACUUCAAUCAGAGUAAAGUAGCUUUGCUGAAAUUUACUGGAUAUAAGAUAAUAAAUAAUAUUUCAGACACUGGGAAGGCAUUUCUCAUUAUACUUGUUACAGACAUUUUCUUAGGGUAUCAUUCUGAAUCUGGUUGGCAGACCUUGUUGGAAGUAAUUGUUGAACACUACGGGCUUGAAGUUGAUCAGUCUGCUAUUACUAUUUUUAUCAGCCUGGUUCCGGUUGUUAUUGACGCAUGCGUAAAGCUUUGGUUGUUUAAAUUCCUUCCAAGAUUAUCUCCGAAGGUGGCAAACAUCUUUCGUGAAAUGAAGCGUCACUAGCACUCUUCUUCUGUUAUUCAGCAGCGCUCCAUUACUUCUCUUUACGAUGUUUCUCCUCCUCCGUCCUGAGAGAGCAUUGUAUGGAGCUUGACAUCUGGGCUAAAUGGCAAUGGGUUUGAUUGAAAUUGAAAACAAAGUGCCUGUGUUAUACUUUGAAGCAUUUGGAGAAAACCAAAUAAGUGUACAGGAGCUAGACUUGGUUUUGAUGGGUUUUUAUUAUUGAGAUUAUUAUACAAGAUAAGGGUGGAUAUAAGUAGGAAUGGGCAGCUUUGGUUUUGGUUCGAGAUCUGCGUAGGAAUUAAAAUUAAAUCAAAAUUUUAAUAUAAUUUGAGUUCAAUUUC
Hevea brasiliensis (rubber tree) is the source of this 2081-nucleotide messenger RNA. RefSeq names its product chloroplast envelope membrane protein. The record is from RefSeq and is a predicted model, not a curated record. NCBI's taxonomy places the organism in Eukaryota, Viridiplantae, Streptophyta, Magnoliopsida, Malpighiales, Euphorbiaceae. Gene Ontology annotation, cellular component: membrane. Bases 439 to 1740 code for a protein of 433 amino acids. The transcript has 8 exons.